Messenger RNA from Rangifer tarandus platyrhynchus (Svalbard reindeer), 474 nucleotides. NCBI's taxonomy places the organism in Eukaryota, Metazoa, Chordata, Mammalia, Artiodactyla, Cervidae. The record is from the annotation of a GenBank genome assembly.
AUGGUUAGGCCAGGAGCCAGUGUCAAAGGGUGGCCGGAGUGGGAGGUGGCCGCGGCGCUUGUGUACACCCAGAUUCGCAGUAGCCCUGGGGGCCAGAGCCGUGCAACCCGGGUGCAGCUGGCCCCGUGGCCGCGGGGUGGAGCCCGAGGACCGCAGACGCCGGAUCUAGGGCGCCGGCCAGGCGGGAGGGAGCGGCGCGCCGAGUCCUCAGGCGCCUCUGCGUUUCCCCGGGGACUGCGGGGCUCGGGGUGCAGGGAAGACCCGGGGACCGCAGAACGGCUGGAGUCUCCGCGCUCUUCCUCCGCGCAGACGAUCGCGGGUCCCCUGGUCCAACAGGUUCACCGGGCGCUGCGGGACACCGGACCGCGCCUCCGUCUGCCGCGCUCCCGCUGCAGAGAGGGCAAGGGGCCUGGGGACCCAGUUCUGGACAGUCUCCCCCGACAGCCUGGACCACUCAUCCUCGCCAUCUCAUAG